Stereum hirsutum FP-91666 SS1 is the source of this 2418-nucleotide messenger RNA. RefSeq lists its product as uncharacterized. NCBI's taxonomy places the organism in Eukaryota, Fungi, Basidiomycota, Agaricomycetes, Russulales, Stereaceae. The transcript has 2 exons. Bases 1 to 2418 code for a protein of 805 amino acids. The record is from RefSeq and is a predicted model, not a curated record.
AUGACCUCUCGCGAUCCCGGUGCUCUUGUCAUCUCCACGCGUCAAUCCCGUCUUGGUUCUCCUCAUAUCCCUGCCGACCACAUCCAACUGCGAGUCACCAUGGUGGAAGCUAUGGACGACUCCGCAUUGUUUGCAACGCGCCUCUCGUCGAUCCGUCUCUUCGCGCUUCUUAUGGAACGAUUCCAAGCCGUCUACGGCUGGCUUACUUCAUGGCCGAAGUCCCUUCUCCUAAUCCGCAAUGUUCCCGAUCCACCGUCCACUCUUUCCAUCCCAACCAUCGACCCUCCCGACUUCUCCUCCGAUAUCGUUCCUCUCCAACCAGUGUCCGUAGUCACCAAUCACUUAGAAUUCCUACGCGUUCACACAAAUGAUCUCCACACGCAAUACUUACGAAUCCGCGAUCUGAUUGAGAAUUUCGAAUUUCCCUCCCUCUCCUACCGUCUUCCUUUCACUGUUCUUCGCCGAAUCGUUUCCCAAUGUCUCAUUUCGUCUAUACGUCCGCGAUUAUCCUUCCAACCAAUAUCCAAAAAAGAUGCAAAAUCACUCGAUCUCCUGAUAGCCAAGAAAAUCCACGAAUAUCUCUCCUUUCCCUUCGCAUUCAAUUCCACUCUUCUUUCGCUUCCUCUUUCCCUUCAUGGUUUUGACUUUCCAUCCAUCACACGUAUCAUCGAUGCCUGCGCUCUUCAAGGCCUGCAGCGUGACCUUAAUCACCACGUACCCUCCUUCCGUAUGAUGGCCGAUAUCACGUUAGCUGACUGGACGUGUUCUUUUAAUCAUUGCUGUUCCCCUCUCGGUUCCUCUUCUGCCCUCGGCAAUUCUCGCCCUUCAUUCACUCGACGUCGUAACCUACUCCCUUGGGCUUGGAUCUUGGCGCACAAUGUCAUGUCCGAGCUCAAUGUCUCCUUCCGUCACACCGACCAAUCACACUUAUUCCUUGGUUCUGUUGUUAUUUCUCAUGUCUCUCGAUCUCUUUCUUCUCAACAUACGCUUUCCGCACACAUCAUCAACUCCCUCACACGCCUGAAUAUCCUUUUUCUCUCUCAAAUUGCUACUUGGACAUACACUACUCACCCUAUCUCACAACCACAACCUACUUGGUCCCUUUCCCCUCGUGACGAUGUCUUGAAUUUCCUUUCCAACAAUAUCCCCGCACACCAAACUACCGCACUCUCCACGUGGCUUCACCACCUAUCUCUCGCCCACAUCACCUACGGCCUUGACUCUUCCCUAGCUAUUCCCCGUCAUCUACGACAACACGAGGCUGAACAUCAUACACUCGCACUCCUCCGGGCCUCUCCACUUCCUCCAUUCGCAUCCCCCACUCCUAUUCUUGCUUCUGAUGCCUCUAUGAUCCCUCCAUCCGUACCGCUACACCAAUCUCGUUCCGUCACCCCAGCCGUUUCCUCUACGUUUGGUUCCGUCACAGCAUCCCUCCAACCACUACGUAGAAGUGCAUCCACUCUCCAUGGUGAAGUUUAUGGUUUGAUUACGGCCGUUGUCUUACUCCGAUCCGAAGCUCCUCACUCUCUAUCUCAUUCCCUACCUCCUAUCAUUACCGAUCAUCUCAAUUCGACUCGUCUCAUUUCCGAUUCCUUCAUCCAAUCCAAACCUCCCCUCUCGUGGUCCGCUCUACCCGCCCCCUCCCUUCCAUUGCCGACGCACAUGCUGAUCAUUGUGCUUCUUCCUCCCAAUAUCACCCGCUCUCCAAACCAACCCAUGCCUAUCCAUACCUUUUUUAUGGAUCGUUACACUCCGUUCACUGAAGCAGAUGGAUUUAUAGAGUACAAUCUCGCUUCCUUCGUUCAUCGCUUCUCCGCACGUUCAUACGCCUCCGAUCCCGCUUUCCAUCCCAACCGGACACACCUCAAACUGCUCUAUGACGACCACUCUCUACCUGACCACUCGUACACCCGCGCCUCAUCCGCUUACUCCGCCAUCGUCCAAUUGUACUCCCGCUCCUCACAACUACCCACUCCAGCUCUACUAUCUGCGAGGCUUCGAGAUGGCGCCGAAAACUGUAGGCGUUCCCAAUGCCAUCUCGAUCGGCGCGCAUGGGUUCUUGAUAACCAACACCACAUCUUCGUCACUUGCCCGUCGUUCCAACAUCUCCGCCAACAAUACCUCCAUAGGGUCCUCGAGGAGACUACCAAACUGCUCGAAGAGUUCCAACUACUACCCACCACCCACUCCGCUCUCCUUCGAGCAGCAUCCACCCUCUUCACUGAUGACGCGCAGACCCGAGUAUCGCUCGCGAUACUACCUAGGCGUCAUCCCCUCGGUGGCUCAUCUAUCACCGAAUGGAGUACACCAAACGACCAAGGAGAUGAAACGGUUCACGCAUCGUGUUGCCCAUCUAUGACACACAGUCGCAAUCCAGCUAUCCGGGAGAAUUUGGGGAGAAUGGUCCAGGCAGAAUAG